CGAAAGCUAUUGAAAACCACCACUACUACUCUCCUGACUUUAAAGACAUCAAAAACCAAACGAUUACCUUAAGUCUUUCAAACGACUAGUCAAGCAACAGCUGACAGUUAUUUAAUAGACUUUUAAAGACAUUUUCAACAUCAUGUCUGAUUUGAAGGAUCUCGAGACCAGCAGGGGUGGUAUUCUGCGAAAGCAGAAUUCUGCCCCUUCAGGUUCUCGGGUAACCUUCGCCCGUCCGCGGGCUGAACCGGAUGUGGAAUUGAGCCAUUCAGUUGGUAGAUGGACUGAGAGCAUGUCUACUAGACCAGCGCAGGGGCCAAAAGGCUGGUAUGUACGAGAUACAUACCGGGAGUUGGCCUACGCUCCACCCUCAUAUUAUCCCAAAAUGUUUAUCCUUCUGGGGAAAGCAGAUGAGGAUGAGGGGGUCCCUGCAGGUGUUAGACAGAAAAAGCUUACAUCAACUGAGAGGCUCAGGAUGUCCAUGACUAGAAUGGAAGCCUCACGAAGGGCCCGUUUAAACUCGGAUGAGGAGGCACGUUUGGCCCUUCUACGGAUUUUGAAAGAUUGGUGUGGCCCUGAAGCUGAUAGACAAGAUAAGAUCACGGGUUCAUCAGCUGAGGGGCUCGUAAGUCUCGUUGAAAGCAGUGGGGAGCGAGAUGAUCAACUGAAGUUGUGCGUCUCUGCCCCCGCAGCUUUCGAAAUGUGGGCUGUCCCUCCGGGGAUAGUUAAUGAUGAUGAGUUGGUCCCUGCAGCUGGUAGACAGACUGCCAUGUCUACACCAGCUCAGGGGAAAGAAGUAACAAGCUGCGGUGAACGAGAUUCACAACGGAGGUUGUGCGUCUCUGCACCCGCAGCUUGCGAAACAAGGUUUGUCCUUCCCGGGGCAAUUGACGAUGAAGAGUGGGUCCCUGCAGUUGUGUCUACAUCUGCAGCGGCUUUAGAUGAAGAGGAGAGAAGCUUACCAGAACCAAAACCAAAAAGCCGGAAGAAAAUCCGUGCUUUCUUGCGCAGAGCAUUGCAGGCUAUCAAAAAAGCUUGCUGUUGCUGUGGAAAUGAGGAUAUAGUGGAGCCAUUUUGAUCCUCAGGUGCCCGUAUAGAUGAAGCUGAUGUGUAGAACGGUUCUGGUCUUAAGCAAACGGGUUUUUAAGAACCACCCUAUUGCCGGUCAGGUUCGUCAUUCCUUGGAUAUAUCAGCUUUCCAAGAAGCAGCUGAUCAUAUGGUCCAUUCGACCAUCGCCCAUGUGCUCCGGCAGAUCAGCUGAUUUUAAGUCGGGUUCUUCUUACCUGCACCGAGCUCGUGAUAAAACACAGGCAGUAUAGUCCCUUCGGACUCGAGCCGGCGAGCUCUUUUCCUUGGAAACAUGCCCGUUCCAAGAAGAGGAUGAUCUUAAAUGUGGUUUGUCUGCCACGGGCGUCAUGCUCAACCGAUCAUGCUUAUUAGUCAGUCAGGUUUGUGUAACCUGCACGAGCUCGUAAGAAACACAGGCAGUAUAGUCCCUUCGGACUCGAGCCGGCGAGCUCUUUUCCUUGGAAACAUGCCUUUCCAAGAAGAGGAUGAUCUUAAAUGUGGUCUACGGACCACGGGCGUCAUGCUCAACCGAUCAUGCUGAUUAGUCAGUCAGGUUUGUGUAACCUGCACCCAUCUCGUGAGAAACACAGGCAGUAUAGUCCCUUCGGACUCGAGCCGGCGAGAUUGUGGAACCCGACUAUUGCCAGUCUGGUUCAUCAUCUUUGGACAUAACAGCUUUCCAAGAAGCAGCUGAAUGGUCAGGUUCAUCUAGCCUGCGGUCAAGCGAUGGUGAUCGUGAGUAUAAAGUUAUUGUGUUCUGACCUUUAUUGUUGGCUUUAUUUUUUUCCCUUGUCAACUGUUUCUCUCCUUAUUUUUCAAAUCUCUGUCCAGUUUUGUAAUACAUGCAUUUUAGGGGUGUCACGAUUCGUUUCUCAAUUUUUACUUCUUUUUUUAAGACAAAAAAAUGCUAUGCCUAUUAUUAUUAUUAUUAUUAUUAUUAUUAUUAUUAUUAUUAUUAUUAUUAUUAUUAUAGUUUCACAUGAACAUGCACAUUGUG
Molecule: messenger RNA, 2066 nt
Organism: Paramisgurnus dabryanus
Lineage: Eukaryota; Metazoa; Chordata; Actinopteri; Cypriniformes; Cobitidae
Source: RefSeq, a predicted model, not a curated record